This is a messenger RNA of Astrephomene gubernaculifera, 1771 nucleotides long. The record is from the annotation of a GenBank genome assembly. Lineage: Eukaryota; Viridiplantae; Chlorophyta; Chlorophyceae; Chlamydomonadales; Astrephomenaceae.
CGGAGCUGCUGGUGCGGGGGGGCGUGGGGGCGCUGGCGGUGGUGGAUGGAGACGUGGUGGACCACACCAACAAGAACCGGCAGCUACUCGCCCUGGACUCCACGCUGGGUCAGCCCAAGGCAGCUGUCAUGGCGCAGCGGCUGCUGGAUAUCAACCCACAACUGAAUCUGGUGGUACGACAGGAGUUCGUGGGACCUGACGAGGACGCCGACCGCUUGCUCAGAGAGCUAGCUGAGGCUCUGGACAAGGGCUAUGGAAGCACCAGCACCAGCAACACCACCAGCAGUAGUAGCAGCGCAAAUGUAACUGACCGUAGCGGCAGUAGCAGUAGCAGUAGCAGUGAUGGCACCCAAGAAAGUAACGUUCAAGGGCUCCAGCAGGACUCUGAGGGAGCAGCUGCUGCCGUACCAACGUGCAGUAGCAGCAACAGCAGCAGCAACACUGGCGUGGGGCCGACCCAUGGGUCACCUCGACUGGACUGGGUAGUGGACUGCAUCGACUCCAUAGCGCCCAAGCUGGCUCUGAUCUCCGCGGCUCGGCGGGCUGGGGCGCAGGUGGUGUCUUCCAUGGGGGCAGGUGGCCGCAUGGACCCCCUAGCCGUACGAGUGGCCGACAUCUCCGAAACCUACGGCGACCCCUUCGCCGCCAACAUCCGUCGAGGGUUGCGUCGCUCGUACGGCAUCCGCGAGGGCGUUACCGUUGUGUUUUCCGUUGAGCCGACGCGGCGGGACAGUUUGGCGCUCACAUCGCCCUCGACACGGUUCAAGAGGUCGUACUAUGGCACCAUCUCAUUCAUGCCGGCCACCUUCGGGCUGCAGAUCUCCGCUCACAUCCUGAAUGCCGUCACGGAGGGCCCUAUGCUAGCCAGCGAAGCGCUGCAGCGGCAGCAGACACGCAGGGAGAGAGGCCUGGUCACGCGUGCCAGCAGCGGCAGCAAUGGCAGGAGCAAGAGUAGUAGCAAGGGCAGGAAGGGCAGGGGCAGUUGCAGUAGCAGUAGCAACAACGGCGUUGGCGGCGAAGGCAGUAGCGAGAAUACCUGUGGUGCUAGCAGCAAGGAGGAAGCAGCGAGCAUGGGCGAAGUCGAGUGAGAAGGGCGAUGUGGCGUACAUCCUUACUUUACAGGGCGGCGCGGGAGUUUAGGCGAUGACGAGGGAGUAAGGGGCUUUCAUGGAAUAGAUGGAGGUGUCGGAGGGUGGCGGUGGUAUGAUGCGUGAAAGGGGUCGCUGCGUACAGGGUGAAGGGGGGGACCCUGAAUGGAGCGGCUGAAGGCGGGGACCUUGAUGAUGCAGCAAGAACGGACCCUGUCGUUGCGCCCUGCGGACUGCUUGACCGCUUGGGUACUGCUGGUCUGCAGGUCACACUGUGAUGCUUUGUCAUGCUGCCGCGUCCAAGAAAGUAAAGCUAUUAGAGUAUGAUGUGCGCGCUUCCCCUUUCGCCUGGAAACUUCCAAGUUGUUAAACCUGGGAUAACGACGUAUGAGGCGGCGGCUAAAAGACUACUAUUGACUGUCAUACCGCGUUUCGGCUUGCCAUCCCUGCGAGUCUGGAUGUCAGCCAGUCGCACCCGGCUAGUCACAUGGAAUUUAUAUAAUGAAAAAUCUGCGGCAGGUGUAACUGUUACCGAGUUAUAGAUACGACAGGGAUGCAGGGAUUGGUGAUCGGCCGAUUGCGACAACUACGUAUUGUCGUAACUUGUUCUAAUAGGACGAUGAAGAAUAACAACACGCCCCGACAUAUAAUCACUAAAGCCGGUGGAAACGAUUAUGGAUGGG